AUGGAUAUAGAUGUCAGCAAGCCAGCAGAGCCGCACAAGCUAUCGUUGACCCAAGAUCCUGGGUCUAUCCCCACGUUGGAUGGGUGGAUUGAGAACUUGAUGAGCUGCAAGCAGCUAUCAGAAGCCGAUGUGUCAAGGCUCUGCGACAGGGCGAGGGAAGUGCUUCAAGAGGAGUCCAACGUACAGCCAGUCAAAUGUCCUGUGACUGUCUGCGGUGAUAUCCACGGCCAAUUCCACGACCUAAUGGAGUUGUUCCGUAUCGGUGGCCCCAAUCCGGACACCAACUACCUCUUCAUGGGUGACUACGUCGACCGUGGCUACUACUCCGUUGAGACUGUCACCCUCCUCGUCGCACUCAAAAUUCGAUACCCUUCCCGUAUUACUAUCCUACGUGGAAACCACGAGUCCCGCCAGAUCACUCAAGUCUAUGGCUUCUACGAUGAGUGCCUGCGGAAAUACGGCAAUGCCAAUGUCUGGAAAUACUUCACAGAUCUCUUCGAUUUCCUUCCAUUGACCGCUCUCAUUGACAACCAGAUCUUCUGCCUUCAUGGUGGUCUCUCUCCAAGUAUCGAUACCCUUGACAACAUCAGAUCUCUCGACAGAAUACAAGAAGUGCCUCACGAAGGACCCAUGUGUGAUCUCCUCUGGUCCGACCCCGAUGAUCGUUGCGGUUGGGGUAUAAGCCCCCGCGGCGCAGGCUAUACCUUCGGCCAAGACAUCUCAGAAGCUUUCAAUCACAACAAUGGCCUGACCUUAGUCGCAAGAGCUCAUCAGUUGGUGAUGGAGGGCUACAAUUGGAGCCAAGAUAGGAAUGUGGUUACCAUUUUCAGUGCCCCCAACUACUGCUACAGAUGUGGCAACCAGGCUGCUAUCAUGGAGAUUGAUGAGCACCUGAAGUACACAUUCCUCCAAUUCGAUCCUUGCCCACGCGCUGGCGAGCCAAUGGUCAGCAGAAGAACGCCCGAUUACUUCUUGUAA
Molecule: messenger RNA, 978 nt
Organism: Cyphellophora europaea CBS 101466
Lineage: Eukaryota; Fungi; Ascomycota; Eurotiomycetes; Chaetothyriales; Cyphellophoraceae
Product: serine/threonine-protein phosphatase PP2A catalytic subunit
Exons: 5
Coding region: 1-978 (325 amino acids)
Biological process (GO): peptidyl-serine dephosphorylation; mitotic cell cycle
Cellular component (GO): cytosol
Molecular function (GO): protein serine/threonine phosphatase activity
Source: RefSeq, a predicted model, not a curated record